Rhodotorula graminis WP1 is the source of this 1831-nucleotide messenger RNA. RefSeq lists its product as uncharacterized. The transcript has 9 exons. Gene Ontology annotation, molecular function: actin filament binding. Gene Ontology annotation, biological process: actin filament organization. The record is from RefSeq and is a predicted model, not a curated record. NCBI's taxonomy places the organism in Eukaryota, Fungi, Basidiomycota, Microbotryomycetes, Sporidiobolales, Sporidiobolaceae. The coding region runs from base 20 to 1699 and encodes 559 amino acids.
GAGCAAGCUGCCUGGCGCCAUGUCUCGCUUUGUCCGCCCGUCCUCGUUCCGGCACACGUACGGCACUCCGGCCAAGCCCGAGAACCGCUACGACAACAUCAAGAUCAGCGCCUCGGCGUGGGACACCAACCUCGUCAGCGCCAACGACAAGUACCUCGCCGUCAACUGGCAGGCCUCGGGCGGCGGCGCCUUCCUCGUCUCGCCUCUCGACCUCACGGGCAAGCUCCCCGACUUGUUUCCGCUCGACGGCAAGCUCGCCCUGACGCGCGUCGACGACGCCCUCCUGCGCGACGCGUGGUCGGGCGACCGCAAGGACCUUCCCGACCUCGAGCCGCUGUGGCGCCAGAACGCGCACGGUCGCAAGGCGGGUCACGUGCGCUUCCACCCUGCAGCGCACAACGUCGUCGCGACGGCGAGCAACGACGUCAAGAUCUGGGACCUCGACCACCAAAAGUCGGUCCUGCAGAGCGAGACGCACGCUGACAUGGUCCAGUCGUUCGACUGGGACUGGUGCGGCGGCGUGUACGCGACGACGUGCAAGGACAAGAAGCUGCGCCUGUUUGACCCGCGCGCCGGGAGCGCCGCCGUCACGGUCGCCGACUCGCACUCGGGCGUCAAGGGCUCGCGCGUCACGUGGCUCGGCCAGCUCGACCGCAUCGUCACGACGGGCUUUUCGCGUACGAGCGACCGCCAGGCGUUCCUGUGGGACUCGCGCGAGCUCACAAAGGGCCCCGUCAAGCAGCUCAACAUCGACCAGAGCUCGGGCGGCCUCAUCCCCAUGUUCAUCCCGGGCAACAACGUCCUCCUCCUUGCUGGCAAGGGCGACGGCAACGUCCGCAUGUACGAGUACGACAACGACGAGCUCUUCUACCUGUCCGACUACACGAGCCCGCACCCGCAGCGCGGCAUGUGCCUCGCGCCCGCACGCUCGGUCAACGUGGCCGAGACCGAGAUUGCCCGGGUGUACAAGGCGUUCGGGACGACGAUCGAGCCCAUCUCGUUCCGCGUGCCGCGCAAGUCCGAGUCGUUCCAAGCCGACCUGUUCCCUCCCGCGCCCUCUGCCCAGCCGGCCCUCUCGGCCCAGGACUGGUUCGCCGGCAAGACGGCGCCGCCCAACCUGCUCGACAUGGAGACGCGUCAGGAGGCGGCCCAGACGGCCCAGGCACCGCCGCCGCUCGCCAAGCAGCAGCAGCAGCAGCACGCCGCCGCCUCGCCUGCACCUGCGGCAGCGGCGGCAGCGGCGGCAGCGGCGGCAGCGGCGGCCCCAAAGCAGCCCUCGCCCGUCCCGACGCCCCCGCGCUCCGCAUCGCCCGCGCCUCCUCCUCCCGCCGCCGCCCCUCAGCAGCAGCAGCAGCCCUCGCGCCCGUCGACGCCCGCCUCGGGCUCGGGCUCGGGCCCGGACCCGACGCGUGCCGCCGCGCUCGACAGCGUCGGGACGGUGGCCAACGCCGGUGGGGCGACGCUCGCGCGUGCGAAUGGGGUUGAGCCUGCUGCGUCGUCGUCGGCGGCGGCGGUGGGCGGCGCGAUGAACGGCCGAGGGGGCGAGGGCGAGCGCGAGGGAGAGCGGGGGAGAGAGGGAGAGAGCGACGAGCCGAGGGACGACGAGGUGCGCGCGCUCAAGGCGGCGCUCGCCGAGAAGGACGCCGUCAUUCGCGAGCUCGAGCUCAAGCUUGAGCGGGUCAAGAUCGCGAUUGCGUGAGCGAGCGAGCGAGGGAGGAGGGGGGGGGGGGGCGAGCGUGAGUGCGAGGAGCGAAGAGGAGGGAGGAGCGAGGAGCGAGGAGGAGCGUCGUGUCCAUCCCGAGCCUGUAUUCAGCCAAGCCGUUCCCAUUUC